Molecule: messenger RNA, 2167 nt
Organism: Nerophis lumbriciformis (worm pipefish)
Lineage: Eukaryota; Metazoa; Chordata; Actinopteri; Syngnathiformes; Syngnathidae
Biological process (GO): regulation of DNA-templated transcription
Molecular function (GO): RNA polymerase II cis-regulatory region sequence-specific DNA binding; DNA-binding transcription factor activity, RNA polymerase II-specific
Source: RefSeq, a predicted model, not a curated record
ACCAAGAUGGCGGACCGUAAGGCUGCGGCUUUGUGAGAAAGUUUAGCGUUUGCGAUCCAACAGCGAUAUAAAUGGUCAAAUAUUCGUAGCCCGCGAACCAAAAGUCGAGUUUGGAGCGAUGGAGUGUUAUCUGAAGUGAAGAUUGAAGACGUGAUAGAAGAUGGACGACUACUGCUAUGCUAAGAUGGCGACGUCAUGUAAAAGAGAAAGUGAAAGAGAAUCAACUUCCAGCAAAUCACCAACGGAGAUAAAGACGAAAGAUGAAGACCUUCAGCAACUGAUUGGUCAUACGGAAGAACUUUUCCCUGAGCCGCAAGGUGAAGGCUCCAAUUUGAAGCAAGAGCAUCCAAGGUCCCCCCACAUUAAAGAGGAAGAGGAGGAAUUUGGGAUAACUCAAGAAGCUGAUCUCACCAAGUUGUCAUUGACUGUUGUCUCUGUGAAGACUGAAGAUGAUGAAGAGAAACCAAAACUGGACGACCUCUUAGCUCCACUAUCAGAUAGUGAGGCUGAAGAGGAGGUUGAAGUAACUUUGAGCAGUGAUACAGACUGUGAAGGUGAUAUGAGGACUCACACUGACAACAAACCGUCCGAAAGCUCCCAAAAAAAGAGCGGUACAAAAUGUUUCAGUUGCUCAGUUUGUGCUAAAAGCUUUACACUAAAGAACACUUUGACAGUACACAUGAGAACGCACACAGGAGAAAAACCUUUCGAGUGUUCAGUUUGCGGUAAAACAUUUUCUCAAAAGAUCAAUUUGACAGCACACAUGAGAUCACACACAGGAGAAAAACCAUUUAAUUGUUCAGAGUGCGGUAGAAAUUUUGCUUAUAAUACCCAUUUAACAAACCACAUGAGAACACACACUGGAGAAAAACCUUUCAACUGUUCAGUUUGUGGUAAAAGAUUUUCUCGCAAGAGUGAAUUGGCAAUACACAUCCGAACACACACCGAAGAGAAACCAUUCAAUUGUUCAGUUUGCUCUAAAAGCUUCUCUCAAAAACCAAUUUUGAUUGAACACAUGAGAAUACACACAGGGGAAAAACCAUACAAAUGUUCAGUUUGUGGUAAAAAUUUCACUCAAAAACAAACUUUGACAACACACAUGAGAACACACACAGGAGAAAAACCAUACAAAUGUGCAGUGUGUGGUAAAAACUUCUCUCAAAAACAAACUUUGACUACACACAUGAGAGCACACACAGGAGAAAACCCAUUUAAUUGUUCAAUUUGUGGUAAAGCAUUUUAUCGUGAACUCAAUUUGACUAGACACAUGAGAACACACACAGGAGAAAAACCAUUUAAAUGUACAGUUUGUGAUAAAAAUAUAUCUCAGAAGGCUAAUUUGGCAGCACACAUGAGAACACACACAGGAGAGAAACCAUUUAAAUGUUUAGUUUGUGGUCAACAUUUUUCCCAAAAUAUCCAUUUGACUGUGCACAUGAGAACGCACACAGGAGAAAAACCAUUCAUGUGUUUAGUUUGUGGUAAAAGAUGUUCUCGUAAGAGUGAUUUGACAACACACAUGAGAACACACACAGGAGAGAAACCAUUUGAUUGUUCGGUUUGUGGUCAAAACUUUGCCCGAAAACUAUAUUUGACUGCACACAUGAGAACACACACAGGAGCAAAAACAUAUACAUGUUCAGUUUGUGGGAGAGGUUUUUCACGCAAGGAAAAUUUGACUGGACACAUGAGAACACACACUGGAGAAAAACCCUUUAAAUGUUCAGUUUGUGGGGGAAACUUUUCUCUCAAGACUUAUCUCACAGGACACAUGAGAACACACACUGGAGAAAAAAGCCUUUAAUUGUUCGGUCUGUGGGAAAAGCUUUUUUUCCAGGUGAUGUACGAGGUGACACAAAAACGCAAAAACACGUUUUUUGUUUGAUUGAAACUUUUAUUAGUAGAUUGCACAGCACAGUACAUAGUCCGUACAAUUGACCACUAAAUGGUAACACCCGAAUACGUUUUUCAACUUGUUUAAGUCGGGGUCCACGUUAAUCAAUUCAUGGUUCGUGGUGUCAGAAAGAUGCCAGACAAUAAGAAACAUGUUCCACACGUGGCGUCAGAAAGAUGCCAGACAAUAAAAAACAUGAUCCACACGUGGCCUAAGAACGAUGCCAGACAAUAACAUAUACAGGUAAAAGCCAGUAAAUUAGAAUAUUUUGAA